AUGUACUGGGCAAAUAUUCAAGUCUUUAGUUUUAUUCUUCUUAUUUGUAAAAUUUCAUCAAGAAGUAUAAGUUUUAGUUAUCGUUCCUGCUUACCAAAUAUUGAUUUAAUUCAUAUUGAACAUUAUCAUCCAUUGAACAGUCAACAAUUUCAAUUGCUAACAAAAGAUUUUCAUUUAAAUGUUAUUUAUCGUUAUAAAAAAGAAAAACUUCAAUAUAAAUUUGGUAAUUUAAAUACCCUACUAGGAAAUUUAUCCAAUUUCGAUUAUCAAUAUCAAUCGGCAAUUAACUAUUACCAUCAAAUUGAUACAUGGAAUCAUGUUAAUCUUAUAUUUGAUGAUAGUUUAUCACGUGUAUUUAUAUCAUUUAAUAAUGAUGAAACACGAAAAAUACCUUUAGUUGAUUAUCCCCUACUGUUUCAAAAUAAAACAAUUGAAACAAAAUUAAAUAUUCGUAUACUUGUUAAUGAACAAGAUAAAAAUCUAACAUGUUUACUGCCGUACAAAGGUUUUGAAAUCAAUAAAAACAGUUUUCUGAAUUCUUGUGUAACAAAUAUAAAGACGUGUGAACAUCGGAUAUGUACGUCGUCGAAUAAUGCUGAACAGUAUUGUCCACUAUUUAAAAUAUUUGAUUGUUAUCCGUUUACUGAUUUGCAAUGUGGAUUAAAAACAAUACCUGUUCUUUGUUCGACUAAUGAUUGUCUAAAUCAAGGAUUUUGCCAUAGUGAGAGAUUAAAAAAUUCUUCGCAAUGCGUUUGUCCAUUUGGUUUUGCUGGUGAUCAGUGUGAAUACGAUAUCAACGAAUGUCAAUCAAACCCGUGUCCAAAACAGAGUACAUGUAUUGAUGUACCCAAUGGUUAUUCAUGUGUUUGUGAUCCUGGCUGGACUGGAGUAGACUGUUCAGAAGAUAUUGAUGAAUGUACAACAACACAAACAUGUAAAGCAGCCCGAAAUUGUAUCAAUCUACCUGGAUCGUAUAAAUGUGAAUGUUUCGAAAGUUUCACUGGAUUCAACUGUGAAAUGACAUUAGAUCCAUGUUUAUCUCAACCGUGUCUUAACAAUGCUACUAAAUGUCAUUCAAUUCUUGAUCGGGAUCAUGUCCUCUACCAUUGUGUAUGCCAGUCAGGUUUCACGGGUCAUAAUUGUGAGACAAAUAUAAAUGAUUGUGAAGGUAUAAUUUGUCAAAAGAACAAUACACAAUGUGUCGAUGGUGUUAAUUCAUUUCAUUGUGAAUGUAAAUCGAAUUUUAAACGAAAUUGGGAUAGUUCCUGUGUUGAACAAAAUCCUUGCGAUUCAUCACCGUGUCAUCAAAAUGCAACUUGUUAUAAUUUAAAUGGCGGUCAAUAUCGUUGUAUGUGUCCACCGACUUAUACAGGUGUUCAAUGUGAUGAAGAUAUCGAUGAAUGUAGUAUAUUUCCGUUUAUAUGUCGAAAUGGUGGAACAUGUGUCAACGAUGUUGGCUCCUAUCGAUGUUAUUGUGCACCAGGUUGGAUUGGUUCAACGUGUGCUAAAGCAAUUGAUUAUUGUAUUUCUCAACCGUGCAAUCGAAAUGGAACGUGUAUUAAUAAAAUAAAUGGAUUCGAAUGUCGUUGUUUAUCACCAUAUACAGGUGACGUUUGUCAAUAUGAUAUUGAUGAAUGUUUAAUAGAACCAUGUGUCAAUAAUGGAACCUGCUAUAAUUACGUUGGUGGGUUUCAUUGCCGUUGUCCGACUGGUUAUUUCGGCUUUCAUUGUGAAUAUCCCCCAUCGGAAUGUGAACGAUAUCAAAAAGCGAGUUUUUCUGUCAAAUGUAAUGAUCCUCAUUUAUGCGUUGUAAAUGAUACGGAAAAAUUACGGCAAUUGAAUCAAUUAACAACAUAUACAUGUAGAACAGAACGUGAUCGAACACUGGAUAAUUAUUUUACAUGUUCAAGUGAACAGAAAUAUAAUUAUUGUCAUUGUCCUUCAAAUAUUCUUCCAUGUGCCGAUAAUUACACUGAAACUUCUAAUAGACCAUUGGUUUCAAGAGCAUCUUGUCCUUGUCAUAACGGUGGUACUUGUCAUUGGAUAAAUUCGAAAACUUAUCGCUGCUAUUGUUCACCCGGUUUAACUGGUGAGAAUUGUCUUACUCAAAUUGAUCAUUGUCUCAGUCGUCCAUGUUAUAAUAAUGGUACAUGUUUAUCACAAUUGAAUUCAUUUACAUGCCAAUGCCCAACUAGUUACAAGGGAAUCUAUUGUCAAAACCUAAUUGACCGAUGUGAAAAUAAUCCUUGUCUUAAUAAUGGUACAUGUCAAAGAUUUAAGGAAAAAUACAAAUGUAAUUGCCUAUCAAGUUAUACAGGUAAAAAUUGUGAAAUCUAUCAAACGCCUUGUCUAUCUCAGCCAUGUCAACAUCAUGGAAAAUGUUUCAAUCAUAAUAAUACAUUUGAAUGUCAAUGUCCAUUGAACUAUCAAGGCAAAAAUUGUGAACAAGCAGUUGAUUUAUGUCAUACACCAUUUAAUACCAGUUUAUGUCUUAAUGGUGGCUUAUGUUCAAUAAAUAAUCAUAAAAUUCAAUGUUCGUGCUUAUCGGGUUUUACUGGUCUUUUCUGCGAAACAAAUAUCAACGAUUGCUAUACAAAACCUUGUUCAACACAUGGCGAAUGUGUUGAUUUAGUAAAUGGUUAUCAAUGUCAUUGCGAACCUGGUUGGAAUGGUUAUAAUUGUGAAAAACGACAACACGAUAUAAGCAAAUCAUUUAUUUAUCAUCCAAGUCUGUCAUCAACAUUUCAUCUACGGAAUUCAUCGAUAAAUAUUUCACAGUAUUUACCAUAUCGUCAUUCGUCAUUACCAAUACGAAUUCAAUAUGAAUUUCGCACAACACUAGACAAAGUUUCACUUCUUUCCAUUGGAAAACGUUUUAAACAGAAACUUGUCAACAAUAGAAUCUUAACUAAUUUAGAUGAUAAAACGAUUCUAUCAACAUCUAUCGAUUAUAAUGAAAAAUGGUUUAUGAUUACGAUUGAAAUCUUUCAUUUGUGGGUUGAUGUAAGAAUUGGACUCAAUUCUUUAUCGCAAAGAUUUUUCGUUUCGAAUACAUCAUUAGCAAAUUUAAUCAAUAAUCAAGUUGUAUUCGGUUAUAAAAGUUAUUCCGGUUGUGUAAGAAAUAUUGAAAUUACGUAUAGUCAAGCUUACUCGAUUUUACUCACUGAUCAUCUGAUUGAAACAAGUGAAAAUCGAACAUUGGGAUGUGAAAGAACGGAUGCUUGUCAAAAUGCAGUUUGUCAAAAGAAUGAAUUAUGUGAAGAUCAUUGGUUUUAUCAUCGAUGUCAAUGUCAACGGCCAUUUUUUGGUGAAAAUUGUGAUCUAAGUAAAAUCCUAUUUUGUGUUCGUCUUGUUAUCUAUUCAUAUUUGCUUUUGCCUAUCAACUUAGUUCCUCCAAUAGUAACAUUCAAUCAAUCAAGUUCAGCAAAUAUAUUAUUGUCAUCGCCGAUAUCAAAUAUGUCGCUCUUCUUUAAUACUCUUCAAUCGAAUGGAACACUCUUUGAACUUGUUUCUUCAAUGAAACACUAUCGAUCUACUCGUGAUCUAACAUUACAAAAUCGAUCAGCAUCGAAGAUAAUCGGAGGAUUAAUAAAUGGCCGUUUUCGAUUGAUAAUUAUUGACGAUGGACCUAAACGGCAAGAAUUUGAAUUACGUAGUGAACAAACACUGAACGAUGGACGGCCACAUCAAAUUGAACUUGAUUUAGAAAAUUAUAGAUUAAUUAUCGAUGAAAUCCAUAAUGAAACUUUAAAAAAAGCAAAUAAUAAAUUACUGUUAAAUCAAGUUGAAUUAUUAGGUGAUGGUUCAUUAAAUGGUUGGCUACAAGGUAUACGCAUCAACGAUCAACUCAUUUCAUUUGAUCAUACAAACCAAAUAGCACAAAAUUUCAAUAUAACAAGUUUAAAUAUGAAUGAAAUCGAACAAAAUCCAUGCUAUCCAAAUAAUCCAUGUUUAAACGAAGGCAUCUGUCUCAUAACACAUUCACAAGAUUAUCUAUGUCAAUGUGAUCCAAGAUGGUUUGGUAGAAAUUGUUCGGAACCAAAUAUAUGUAAUUAUAAUAACAGUAGUCUAUGCCCGAAUGGAUUCAUUUGUAAAGUUACUGAUGAAAAUCAAGAAUGCUUAGCAACGGCCACAUUCGAAGGAAAUACGAGCAGUCUAAUAGCAACAUUACAUCAUAGUUCUGUGUCGAAAAUCACCAAUGAAAUUUCCUUUCGACUUCGUGCUCGCCCUCAAAAUGCUCAUUUAUUAACCAUAAAAAAUUUAUAUACAUCCAAUUAUUUUUCUAUUUAUCUCUUUGGUCAAAACUUAAUUUAUCGUGAUUCAAUAUUAACAACCGAUCUUAUUAUUGAAUUAAACGAGAGCGUAUUUGACGAAUGGACCACAUUUCAUUUACAUUGGUCAGAUUUUUCAACAUUAACAAUUAACUAUUUAUUUACAUACACAAUUAAUUUAUCAUUGAAAUCUUUGCUGACAUCCAACGGUCAAACACAAAUAUAUAUUGGAAAUGGUUUUCGAGGAUGUUUAGAAUUUGUUUUACUCGGAGAAAAUCUCUACAUACCAUUUUAUAAUGAUAUGAUAUACGACAAUGAUACGAGGCAAAAUAAAUUUUUUAUUGAACAAAUCGAAAACAUACAUAUUAAUAAUUGUUCAUUUAAUCAUGUAUGUGAAAAUAUCAACUGUCAAAAUGGUUUAUGUUAUAGUGAUUUUGAUCGAGGCAAAUGUGUAUGUAAUAUUGGAUGGAAUGGAGAUUUUUGUCAAAUGAAUAUUAAUGAAUGUGAACUAGGAAAUAAUUGUUCAAAAGAAAAUAGUAUUUGUGAAGAUCAUUUAGAUGGAUAUUAUACAUGCAAAUGUCAGCAAGGAUUUACGGGCCAAUUUUGUGAAACAAAUAUCGAUGAAUGUGCAUCGUCGCCUUGCGCUAACAAUGGUACUUGUACUGAUUUAAUCGAUGGGUAUUUAUGUAAUUGUACGAAGGAAUACAUUAAUUCGAAUUGUUCAAAAUCAAUUGAUGCCACCUGUUUUGGUCAAUUACAUAGCUGUGAAAAUAAUGGUACAUGUAUAUUAAAAAGUACUCAUCUUUAUGUUGAUAAUCCUGAAAGUGAAUGUGAAUGUUUAAAUGGUUAUGAUGGUUUAUGGUGUGAGAACGAUUUAUGUUCACAAUUGCAUUGCCAAAAUGAUGGUACAUGCCAGCGAUUACCCAAUGGCAAGGCAAAAUGUUUAUGCAGUGAACAAUUCGAUGGUAAUGAAUGUGAACAUGAUGUAAAUGAAUGCGAACUAGCGAAUCAAACAGAGAUUUGUUUAAACAAUGGCAAAUGUAUUAAUUAUCCUGGUGGAUAUCGAUGUCAAUGUCAAGAACAUUAUCUAGGAGAACAUUGUGAACAUAAACAUAUUUGUUUGGACCAAUCACCUUGUCUUAAUCGUGGACAAUGUAAAGUUGAUGGUGGUGAACAAUAUUAUUGUGAAUGUUUAACAAAUUUUACAGGUGUAAACUGUGAACUAUUAACAUGUGAAUCAACACCUUGCCAUCAUAAUGGAACAUGUACACAUGAUACUGAUCAUGGAUUUAUAUGUAAUUGCACAGGAACAGGUUAUGAAGAUGAACAAUGUACUACAGAAAUCAAUGAAUGUCUUAGUAAUCCGUGUCAAAAUAAUGCAAGUUGUAUUAAUGAACGAGAUGGAUAUAUUUGUGUAUGUCCAAAGGAUUUUAUUGGACUUCAAUGUGAGAGUAGACAAGAAUUUUUAAGAUCUCUUGGUUUUUCAUAUCAUUAUAUUAUAUGGCCAAGCAUGGCUAUUUUAUUACUAAUGAUUAUUACUCUAUUCACUAUUGCCGUUGGACGUGUAAAAGAAAGUCGUCGAUUACAAGGAACCUAUAGACCAGCAUUGAAUGAACAUGGUCAAACUUCACGCGUGGAAUUUAGUAUGAUUUUAAAACCCCCACCAGAAGAACGAUUGAUUUAG
Molecule: messenger RNA, 5955 nt
Organism: Rotaria socialis
Lineage: Eukaryota; Metazoa; Rotifera; Eurotatoria; Philodinida; Philodinidae
Source: the annotation of a GenBank genome assembly